Aspergillus wentii DTO 134E9 is the source of this 1825-nucleotide messenger RNA. Its product is annotated as putative extracellular exo-polygalacturonase. NCBI's taxonomy places the organism in Eukaryota, Fungi, Ascomycota, Eurotiomycetes, Eurotiales, Aspergillaceae. The coding region runs from base 500 to 1699 and encodes 399 amino acids. The record is from RefSeq and is a predicted model, not a curated record. Gene Ontology annotation, biological process: carbohydrate metabolic process. The transcript has 2 exons. Gene Ontology annotation, molecular function: polygalacturonase activity.
AAAAGACCAAGUGGGGAUGGAGGGGACGGCAUCAACCGUCGCGCAUCACACCACCAAGGAUUGGCCGUGAUUUUGAGGCCAUCAUCUAUCUCGAUAUUGCCGGAAGAUAUCAGGAUAGGCUUUCAUCUAUUCUACAAGACAAGAUCGGCACGUUUAAUCGACCAAUUCCUCUCGUUACUGAUAAGAUUGUCCAAGCUCGAAUGCUUAGCGUCGACGAUCGCCGUGGCAGCGUUUCAUCUUGUCCGGAUCAAGACUCAGCCGGCGGUUGGCGGAAGGAAAUGCAACUCUGGAGUCAAUGGGAUUCUUUGAAAUAUAUUAACAAUUUUGGGGGGUUUGUGAUACUGCAUGGUUGCACUCUUUGCCCCUGAAGUGAAUAGCCUCAGGUUCUUCCCGCGCGUGUUUCAAGCAGAGUCGCAGAGCUGGGCUUAUUUAAAUCUUCUUUAACCCAGUUCGUCUUCAGUAUGCUUCUCUUCUAUCUGACAAUUCACUUACACCCACCAUGUCCCUGAAGACAAUCGCCCUCCUCUCCACGGUAGCCCUGGGCUAUGCUCUCCCAUCAACGCCAGUCCUAGUUCCUCGUUCUGCCUGCACUCCAACUGCAGGCGGAUCCGCAUCGAAAGAUGAUAUCCCAGCCAUCAAGGAAGCCAUCUCGUCGUGCGGUAAAGGAGGAACCAUUGUCAUCCCCAAGGACACGACCUAUUAUCUCAACAGUGUCCUCGAGUUUGAUGGCUGUUCCGGCUGUGACUUUCAAAUUGAAGGUCUGCUCAAGUUCGCCAGCAACACGGACUAUUGGGAGGGAAAGACAGCUAUGAUCGGUGUCUCUGACAUUGAUGGUCUGAAGAUCAGGUCACUCACCGGCGAGGGAGUGAUUGAUGGAAAUGGACAAGAUGCCUGGGACAAAUUCGCCAAAGACAGCGACUACGCCCGUCCAACCCUCCUCUACAUCGACGGCGGAAAUAACCUCGAAAUCUCCAACUUCCACAUCCAGAAUCCCCCAAACGUAUUCAUCUCCGUCAAAGGCGACGCCGCAAACAUUGCCUUCUCCAACCUCAACCUCUCCGCGACCUCCAACUCCGACAACGAGCCCAAGAACACCGACGGCUUCGACAUCGGCGCCAGCUCCUACGUGACCAUCACCAACACCACCAUCGUCAACGACGAUGACUGCGUCGCUUUCAAGCCCGGCUCGAACUACGUCACCGUCAGAGAUGUCAGCUGCACAGGCUCCCAUGGCAUCUCCGUGGGAUCGAUGGGGAAGAGCAACGACGACACGAUCAAAAACAUCUACGUGCAAGGCGCUACCAUGAUCAAUUCCACCAAAGCAGCCGGUAUCAAGACCUACCCAACCGGUAACGGGCAUGGCCUGUCCACCGUGUCCAACGUUACCUUCACCGAUUUCACCGUCCAGGGCUGCGACUACGCCAUUCAGAUCCAGAGCUGCUACGGCGAGGACGAAGACUACUGCGAGAAGAACCCUGGAAAUUCCAAACUAACUGGGGUCCUAUUUGAGAAGUUCAGCGGCACGACAAGUGACAAGAAUGACCCCGUCACUGGCAAUCUCAACUGUGGCGCUGAUGGUACCUGUGAUGUGAAGGUUAGCGAUUACACCGUGAAGGCUCCCUCAGGUGAUGGAAAGGUACUGUGUGGGAAUACGCCCUCUGAUAUUGGGACUUCUUGUUCGUCUGGUGCUUCUGGUUAGAAAACAUAAUUGGUUAUUUUAUGUCAUCUGUGCAGCAACCAUGGAUCGUAGAUGAAUCUGUGGUACGAUAUAUAUAUAUAUAGUUUCUGCAAUGUUGCCGAAAUAUAUUGCGAGUACCUAUCGAGC